AUGUCAUCUACUACUCGACUCACCCUUCCUCCGCUGCCUCAUUGGGAUGACAAAACUAAAAGACCCGCCAAUUUCGAAAGGGACAAGCUUCCCAACCUAACCUUUGACUAUAUCCGGGCCAAAGCUCCAGGGCAAGGGAUCGGUUUAACAGCCCUCCUCCACGGCGACGACGCGCACUGGUUAGCGCCCCUGAUGGUUGAUGGAACAAUGCCUGUUGUCUCACCCGUAAUGUCAUACAUCACCCUAUACGUCUCUUGGCCUGGGUACGAAGACAUCAUGGACGACGACAUGACCGACAUCCCCCUCUUUUCCCUUGGCGACUCGGGGGACCCGCUUGAUAUGACAAGUCUCACCCGGGCAGAAUUCGCGCGGGCAGUGGGCGGCGUUGUUGCGAUGUUCAUCUUGAAUCGCAAGAUUAGAUGUCUGAAGGGAACGGACCCUGAGUGGGACUUGGAUGGUAUCGAGCUUGGGGAUGUUGUCGUGUCGGGAAUCCGCCAUGUCUUUGGGCAGGUUUAUCAGGCUGAUAUUCAUAUCGAGAAGGGGACUUAG
Coprinopsis cinerea okayama7#130 is the source of this 549-nucleotide messenger RNA. RefSeq lists its product as hypothetical. The coding region runs from base 1 to 549 and encodes 182 amino acids. The record is from RefSeq and is a predicted model, not a curated record. The transcript has a single exon. Lineage: Eukaryota; Fungi; Basidiomycota; Agaricomycetes; Agaricales; Psathyrellaceae.